UUCCACCAAGAUAAAUACACAUAAUGGAAGAGGUUAAGGAGCAGAAAGGAACAACAUUUGCAGAUGAUCCGUUACAGAUAAAUUUUCCGUUGCCGGAUCACCUUGAUCCGUCUAAGUGCCGUGAUGAGUUCCUCAGCACGAUCAUAGAGGAGCACGAGCGCCGGGUGAGUUCGCUGAGGCGAUCGUCAGUUCGGGAAUCGUUGGGGAUCAUAAAUCCUCUGGAGACCGAUGCUCGGGUGAGCGAUAAGGGCGCGGAGGCUAUGGUGGUGCGCCAGAUGGUCAAGCAGCGCCAGGGAGCGACCACCAGGAAGACCAUGCAGGAGGUCUUGGAAAGCAUCAAAAUGCGGUCUAACAUGAUGUCGGAACUGUAUUACCAGAUACAGAAGGCGGCCAUCGAGUUUCUUUCAGUGCGCAUGCUCAAGCAACUGCGCCUCUUCUCGGGUCCCUGGCCGGGUGAGCAGGAGGGGAUUCCCUACAACCUCUUCAGCUGGUCCUUGGAUGACUUCUUGAUGCGCCUGGAGGUGAAGCAGAUCUAUCUCGACGUCAUCCGUCGGGAGCGAAGUGACGAGGAUCUCGAUUGCGUAAAGUUCUGCAGGGACCUGAGCGAGAUCGAGCUUCUUGUACACGAAAUCCGGGACGAUUAUCGCAGCAAUAGAGAUCUCUGCCAAAACAGCAUCCAAAUGUUGCGAGGUGCCGAAUACAAUACGAAAGCGCCCUGGGUGAAAACCCUCAAUGAGAAUCUAAAAGGCAUUCAAGACGAAAAGUCACGCGCCUUGCUUUUGAAUAGAAGUAGCUCCUGUCUGAUGGUAUUUCGUCACGCAUCCGUUAUGGAAAACUUCGAGGACUCAUCGGAUUUGGAUCCUAUCGAGAUGCGUUAUCAAAUCAACUGGUUAAGAAGUUGUACGGAUCAGCGUCUAAUGCUGAUAACAAGUCGGGAGGAAUCGAUGAGGGACGAACUGAGGAAUACGGAGGAACAAGCGCUGCGGGACGAAUCGGUGCAGUAUUCCUGCGAGCUAAUGUACUCACUGGAGUUGGGAAAGCUCAGGGAAAGCAUUAAGGUUUGGCAGGAGCGACAGGACAACGAUCUGGAAAACGCCGACGUUCUCUGCACCGUAUCAAGGCUUGCUGUGCAAAAGUUAAAGGACGAUCUGAAGUUUUACAUGGAAGAGAAGGAAAUGUAUCUUCGGAGAUUGGACGAGGUGCAGGCUAUUAUUGCCCAGGAGGAGAAGGCUCUCGGGGGUCGAUUAUCAAGGAAAUCCGUGAGAAAGUCUGAGAUAAAGACAGUGACACCGACUGAAAUAGCUCCUGAGAGGAAGUCUGUAAGAAAGUCUGAGAGGAAAUCUGUCAGAAAGUCUGAGCGGAAAUCUGAAAGAAAGUCUGAAAGGAAAUCCAGAAAUUCUAAAGUGCAAUAGUACAGCCUUCAAUUUCGACCAUUUUACUUAUAUACUUAUGUUUGCAAUUUAACAAUUUACAUUAAUAAA
Molecule: messenger RNA, 1481 nt
Organism: Drosophila suzukii
Lineage: Eukaryota; Metazoa; Arthropoda; Insecta; Diptera; Drosophilidae
Source: RefSeq, a predicted model, not a curated record